GAGCUCGCUCCCGCCCCCCAAAAGAGGCUGAGGAAGAUUCAGCUGCAGCCACCAUCCCAUCCCGAGGAGCAGCACGAGUAGAAGCCGCCAAGAAUCAGAGCGCAAGGAGCACGGCCUUCCUGCCGUCGCCAUGGCCGGCUGCUGCGUCUUCCUGCGGUGGCCGUCGGCGUCGCCGUCCCGCAUCGGCUACCGCUCGCUCGACGACGAGGCGCCGGCGCCGGCCACGGUGACGGUCGUGGUCGGGAAGGAGCGGCGGGCGUUCUCGGUGGACCAGCUCGUGCUCGACUCCUACCCGUUCCGGGUGCUCCUAGAGACGGUCGCGCGCAAGGAGGAGCGCCGGGGCGGGGCCAUCUUCGUCGACGUCGACGCCAUCCUCUUCGAGCACAUCCUCUGGCUUGCCUGCGACCGCCGCUCCGUCUCGCAGAUCCUCCAGCUCGAUCUCAAGGAGAUCAUCGACUUCUACGCCCAGGACGCCUGAUUCUCUUCAUCUCUUAUCCGGCGGCCGGCCGGCCUGCCCGUGCCCGUCUUCUUGAUCAGAUUUUUUUUAUUCAUUUUUCUUCUUCAUCUUAUAUGCUAAUUAAUGUGCAUAUUGAUGAACUUGUGUUAGUAAAAUGAUACUGUUGGAAAUACUGAAGUAUAAACACAUGGCCGGUAGCCAUUUUCUGACUGACUGCCGUGCACUCCUUUGGUUA
Panicum virgatum (switchgrass) is the source of this 692-nucleotide messenger RNA. RefSeq lists its product as uncharacterized. The transcript has a single exon. Gene Ontology annotation, biological process: response to auxin. Bases 131 to 478 code for a protein of 115 amino acids. NCBI's taxonomy places the organism in Eukaryota, Viridiplantae, Streptophyta, Magnoliopsida, Poales, Poaceae. The record is from RefSeq and is a predicted model, not a curated record.